GGGGGCGGAGCCAGCCCCGCCCCGCCCCGCCCCCCCCGGGCCGUACCACGUCCGUGGCGCGGGGGGGGCCGUGGCGGGAUGGCGGCGCCCCGCGCCGUGCUGCUGCUGAGCGGCAAGAGGAAGUCGGGGAAGGACUUCGUGGCCGAGCAGCUCCGCAGCCGGCUGGGCCCCGCCGUGUGCUGCGUCCUGCGCCUCUCCGCGCCGCUCAAGGAGCGCUACGCAGAGGAGCAUGGCCUGGACUUCCAGCGGCUCCUGGACGCCAGCGCCUACAAGGAGCUGUACCGGCAGGACAUGAUCCGCUGGGGCGAGGAGAAGCGCCGUGCUGACCCCGGCUUCUUCUGCAGGACGGUGGUGGAGGGGGUGGCGCAGCCGGUGUGGGUGGUGAGCGACACACGGCGCCUCUCGGACGUGGAGUGGUUCCGGGACGUCUACGGGGACGUGGUGCAGACCGUGCGGGUCGUGGCCUCCGAGGAGACGAGGAAGAGGAGGAACUGGGUCUUCGUGGCGGGGGUGGACGACGCCGAGUCUGAGUGCGGCCUGGACCAGGGAGUGGCCUUCGACUGGGUGAUCACCAACGACGGGGACGAGCUGUCCCUGGACGGGCAGCUGGAAGCGCUGCUGCAGUCCGUCCGCAGCCGGCUGUAGCUCCCACAUGGGAUUUGGGGGGCACGCGGCUGUUCAGAGCCGCUCACACAGGGCCUCAUCCUUCCUGGGGGCUUUACCCUGCGUGGGGAGCAUCGUGGGGGCCACCUGUGGAUCCCCAGUCGUGGUGCUGGGGAGGAGGAGACUGGGGGGAGGCAGCCAGCCCCCCCAGCACCUCCAUCCCCUUCACCCACACCCCGCAGGGGCUGUGCCUUCCCCCAGGGGUGAGGGGCUGCUGCUGCUCAGUGACCCUCAGCUGUGGCUCGGGGACCGUGUCCUGCGUCCCGUGUCCCCUGCGAGCCCAGCGGCGCUUCCCAGUUUGCCUCUCCUGUCCGGGCUGGGGGCGAUGCCUGCACUGGAAUAAAGCUCUGACGCUGAGAAACA
Messenger RNA from Anas platyrhynchos (mallard), 1026 nucleotides. It is a transcript of the gene PMVK, whose product is annotated as phosphomevalonate kinase. Gene Ontology annotation, molecular function: phosphomevalonate kinase activity. Gene Ontology annotation, cellular component: cytoplasm. NCBI's taxonomy places the organism in Eukaryota, Metazoa, Chordata, Aves, Anseriformes, Anatidae. Gene Ontology annotation, biological process: cholesterol biosynthetic process; isopentenyl diphosphate biosynthetic process, mevalonate pathway. The record is from RefSeq and is a predicted model, not a curated record.